AUGCGCGCUUCUCUUGUAUUCUUAUUACUUCUGGCGGUGUUGGCGUCAUCUCUCGCAAGUCCAACCGAUACUGAAAAUCACUUAGUCCGACAACGGCGUCAAAUUAAUUUCCUUGGAAAUACGAGGCUUUUAGUUGAACAAUUGAUUGAGAAUCUGCGUAAAUCAGCAAAAGAUGCUGUUGAUGCUAUAAGAACAUUCAGGGUAGGCGUUUCCGAUCAAGUGAAAGAACUGCGGGAUAGAGUUUCAGCUAACCUUCAGAAAUUGCGAGACAGAGUUACCCAAGCUAUCCAAUCAAUAACUGAUAGGUUCUCCAAUUCGAGUACCGCUGUCAGAGACUGUGUUAACGCUCACAAAGGCGAAACUGAAACUCUAUUCAAUGAGACAUUGAAGAGUACGUUGACAUGCGCUGAUGGACGUGUCAAAGAAAUAGGCGAUCAAUUAGAUGACUUAAAUGAUGUAGCCACUAAUGCUUCAGAGUUCGCCAACACCGCUAUGGAACAGAUGAAGGCAUGCAUGGAACAGAAUCAAGAUUCUCAAAACAUUCUAACAACUGGGUCCUGUUUAGGUAGAGUUGCAAUCCAGACCGAGUUGAAGGCAGGCUCAUUUUUGGCACAAAGUACUUUAGCGAUAAGCCGCAUCAACUUUGCCCUGGCGACACUUCCACUUGCUCUGGAAGCCUGCGCGGGAACACAACUGAUGGUAACAGGAGUCGCAACAACCAAAAUUAUUGUGGAAAUCGGGAGUUGUUCCGCUGCAUCUGUAUUCUCUACAUUCACUGGAUCCAGUUCUUAA
Molecule: messenger RNA, 792 nt
Organism: Achroia grisella
Lineage: Eukaryota; Metazoa; Arthropoda; Insecta; Lepidoptera; Pyralidae
Exons: 5
Coding region: 1-792 (263 amino acids)
Source: RefSeq, a predicted model, not a curated record